Messenger RNA from Heteronotia binoei (common prickly gecko), 1011 nucleotides. RefSeq names its product olfactory receptor 4N2-like. The transcript is spliced from 2 exons. Gene Ontology annotation, cellular component: membrane. Gene Ontology annotation, molecular function: G protein-coupled receptor activity; olfactory receptor activity. NCBI's taxonomy places the organism in Eukaryota, Metazoa, Chordata, Lepidosauria, Squamata, Gekkonidae. Gene Ontology annotation, biological process: G protein-coupled receptor signaling pathway. The record is from RefSeq and is a predicted model, not a curated record. The coding region runs from base 1 to 1011 and encodes 336 amino acids.
AUGCAGCAAGGGAAUCAGUCUGCAGUGAAGGAGUUUGUACUGCUGGGCCUCUCCCAGGCAAGAGAAGUCCAACUUCUCCUUUUUAUCCUGUUCCUCGUCUUCUACUCAUUGGUCUUGCCAGCAAACGUCCUCAUCAUCUUGACCAUCCGGAGUGACCCUCACUUGGGUGCCCCCAUGUACUUCUUCUUGGCCAACUUAGCCUUCCUGGAUAUCUGCUACUGCUCCGUCACCCCUCCCAAGAUGCUGGCCGACUUCUUCUCCCGCCACAAGACCAUCUCCUACAAGGGCUGCAUGGCCCAGCUCUUCUUCCUCCAUUUUCUCGGAGGAGCUGAAAUCUCCCUUCUCAUUAGCAUGGCCAUCGAUCGGUACGUGGCCAUUUGCCGCCCACUGAAUUACUCAAAUGUAAUGAGCAAACCAACCUGCAGCGUCAUGGUGGUGGGAUCCUGGUGUGUGGGAUUCAUGCACUCCAUUAUCCAAGUCAUCUUGAUUGUCCCUCUCCCAUUUUGUGGCCCCAACAAAGUGGAUAGUUUCUUCUGUGACAUUACCCAGAUUGUCAAAUUGGCUUGCACGGACACCUACACUGUGGAACUCUUCAUGUUUGUGAACAGUGGCAUUUCCAUCCUGAUCUGUUUCAUCCUCCUCCUUGUCUCCUAUGGGAUCCUGCUGGUCAAGGUGAGGACAGGCUUGAGCCAAGGGAAGAGCAAAGCUGCCUCCACUUGUAUCACCCAUAUCAUCAUGGUGGUCAUCAUGUUUGGACCUGCCAUCUACAUCUAUUGUCGUCCGUUCAUGGAAUUUCCUUUUGACAAGGUCAUGGCUGUUCUCCACACUGUGGUCUUCCCCUUGAUGAACCCCAUGAUCUACACUCUGAGGAACAGAGAGAUCAAACAAGCCAUGUGGAGACUGUUGAGCAAAUGUAGACCUAGGAAAAUAUCUUCUGUUGUUGUGCUUCAACAGGUAUUCCACCAGAUGCUGUCAGUGUUCCUGUGGGAGAACACACCUUCCAAGCCUUGA